AUGGCAAGCCAGUUUGCCGGCCUGCACAUGCGGGUGGUGCUGAGAGACCCUCCUGGGCACCAGCUCACAGGCACCGUUCGCGAUGUACAGGCAGGAAGCAGCCUCACCUUGACAAACGUAUUCAUUGUUGCAACGCGAGCAUGGGUCCCCCAUAUGCGAAUCGAUGCCUCCAACAUUGCCGAUCUCUCAGAAGUCAAUUGUGACGACAGGCCAGAUCAGAACCCUCUGCCUGCUGAGAAACCUACGGUCUCAACGCACACCGUGCAGCAGCCGCCGAAUCAGUUAGCUGCACAGACUGCACAAACUCCGACUCAGCCGGCCCAGGCAGCCUUUGUCGAUCCGGCUAUUCUGAGUCUAGGAAGACGACCCAAAUCAGCUGCGUCUAGCAAACUGAAGAGUGACCCUGAAAAGGCUGCAGACCAAAUUGACCCAACAGGACAACCGGAAGUCUUAUAUGGCAUUCAUGUGGGGCGGUCAUCGGUCGACUCUGGCGACGACAACAACCUGGUGGCGUCGGUGAAGGAUUUGAAGAUAGACUCAACAGCCACUCCGAAAGGUCUGUCGAAUAACAAACCUCGACACGUCAAAGAGGUCUCGGGCACCCCACAGCAACAGCAAAAGAAGAAAGCGCGACGACACCCGAAGGCUCAUAGAGAGCAUCUAGGCGAAACGCAACCGGCCGUUCAGACGCAAGGACAUGGGAAAGGCUGGAGACAGACACCAAUCUUGCAGAGCACCGCCUCUUUCCAGCCUUUCACCGCCCUGAGACGAAAUGGAAAGAAUUCAAAGAGUCUCCUGGACAAUGGAUGGGCAUCGGAGGAUGUUACAGAGGAAAUGGGCGAUUUCGAUUUUGAAAACAAUCUGGCCAAGUUUGACAAGCAUAAGAUUUUUGACCAAAUGAGGAAGGAAGAUACCAUUGACGAUGCGAGUCGCCUUGUAGCACAUAACCGCCGGCCCAAGCCUGGAACGGCGGGCGGCAAGAAUCUGCACUACACCGAGAAUGUCCUGGAUUUGCCCUCCACAACGGCCGCGGCAAACGCAGACUACUGGAAUAGUGAAGCAGACGUUGGUGCCAACGGAUCAGAGAAGCUAAGCGGGCGAGAACACAAGAAUGCCAGCCAAACUGGUCGGAGGCCCGACAGCAAAAAUGCUGCUAGGCGCUCCCAGUCCCGCAAAGCAAGCACUGCCGCUCCUGUUGGAAGCCAGCCACUCAGUAGGGUCAACUCUAGUCUGCGGUAUCAAGCGUCUCGCCGAUCUAGCCCCACGACCGGGCACCGCAGCACCGACUAUGAGCAGCAGCAGCAAGAACAUCCUGGGCUGUAUCUUCUGCCUUCAAAUCGACGCGUCGAGACGAUAUCUACGCUUCAGAUGCUGAACAUUGAAAACAUUGCUGCAAAUGAGAUUGGAUUUAGCGAGACGUUGAUGGCGGAAAACGCAGGAAGAGGUGUCGCUGAAGUCGCCGUGGCCGUACUGUCAGACCCUGCCAUGAAAGUUCGGUUUGAGAUGGUCGUAGCGGGACCUUCUAGCGAUGCUUCAGUGCGUUCAUCUACCAUUGUGAUACUUGCGGGCAACCACAAGUCAGGCAUUCGUGCGCUAGCUGCUGCUCGCCAUCUUCGAAACAAGAAUUUUGAUGUCGUCGUAUGUUUGGUCGGCAUUGAGCGCGAGCGAGACUUGCUGGAAGAUUUGAAGAGACAGAUCCAGCUCUAUAGAAAUUUUGGAGGUCGGAUACUAAGCAAGAACGACUUCUUUGAGUAUCUUCGAAAAGGUACCGGAGCGGGUAGUGGCUUAUCAAUCUCCCUCAUCAUCGACGCGUUGCUCGGCCUUACUAUGUCGUUUGAGGAACUGCGAGUCGGUGACCAAGCAUCGGUAUAUGAAUUGAUGGAAUGGGCGAACCGGAAUGACGCAUUCGUACUGGCGAUAGACAUUCCUUCAGGCAUUGAUCCAUCAAACGGUAAUGUGGCUAUCAUCGAUGGAAGUCACCUAUUUGUCAAACCACGCUACGUCGUUGCCAUAGGCGCGCCCAAAAAGGGACUUUUGGAGGCCGUUACGCCACCCCCUGAUGAUGAUACGACCCUGCCAACGAACAUUAUUCAUGAGGACGAGUGGCGGCUGUUUAUUGCCGAUUUGGGCUUGGGAGGCGCCAUCUGGAGAAAGGCUGGCACUAAGAUUCGGAAAGGUAUCGAGUUUGACGGCAAGUGGGUGCUCGAAAUGAAGUAUCGCGGUCCUCAGGAGGAAGAGGAUGAAGAUUAA
Messenger RNA from Trichoderma gamsii, 2250 nucleotides. RefSeq lists its product as hypothetical. Bases 1 to 2250 code for a protein of 749 amino acids. The record is from RefSeq and is a predicted model, not a curated record. Gene Ontology annotation, molecular function: mRNA binding. Gene Ontology annotation, cellular component: P-body. NCBI's taxonomy places the organism in Eukaryota, Fungi, Ascomycota, Sordariomycetes, Hypocreales, Hypocreaceae. The transcript is spliced from 2 exons. Gene Ontology annotation, biological process: P-body assembly; deadenylation-independent decapping of nuclear-transcribed mRNA.